Messenger RNA from Uranotaenia lowii, 2310 nucleotides. RefSeq names its product tyrosine-protein phosphatase 69D-like. The record is from RefSeq and is a predicted model, not a curated record. Gene Ontology annotation, molecular function: protein tyrosine phosphatase activity. Lineage: Eukaryota; Metazoa; Arthropoda; Insecta; Diptera; Culicidae. The coding region runs from base 1333 to 2052 and encodes 239 amino acids. The transcript has 7 exons. Gene Ontology annotation, biological process: protein dephosphorylation.
UUUUCUGUAAGUAAAAAAGAAAAUAUUUCCAUUAUUUUCAUUGCCCAAACGCUGAAUGGCAAUGAAACUUACCGAUGCGCCUUGCGACCCAUGGAAUUGAAAUUCUUGCGCUUCGGGUCCAUGUCCAAGUCAGGUAUCUAAUGGAUCGACCAAAGCUCCCAAAACGGGGCGAAAGAAUACCGCACCAGCCGUAGAGUUUCUCCAAGCAGUUCUGCGAUUCUAAAGGUGGAAAGUUCACCGGAUGAAGAGCCGUUCUGAGCAGGCCACAACAAAAUUUUCUGUCAACAGUAUGAACUCAAACAAAAUAAAAACUUCUAAUCUUUAACAACACACGUACGGUAACCGCAAAAAGUGACGAGUUUAAACGUUUGGCGGUUUUAAUUUUCAUGUACAUGUGGAAAAGAGAGAUAAAAACCUGUCGUUUUUUUCAUGCAGGAGAGCAAGAGACAGAAAAUUUGACAAGAAUUGGAUCUCCCGUGAUUCAGGAGAUCACUGUCUGGCAGUCACGGGGACACGUUAAGUUUCUGUGCUCUCGUAGCAAGUUUGUUUCGUAUUUCAGGAGAGAUGAAGCGUCCUGAGAUUCGGGCGAGUUCCCUUUCGAACUUCGUUUAAAUUGAGCAGUUUUCCCGUGACACGGAGAUUCAUGGUCCCGAGCGAGAUAAAUGCAAUCUUAGUGUGUGCCAAAUUCGCCCAACAGGUUCUGUACGCAAAACUGGAUAAACAGCUGCCGCUCCUACGCAAAGAGAUGUGCGAGAUGGUUCGCAUCUUGUGUUGGAGGUGGAAAAACCGAGUUAUUUCUAAAGAGUGCGUUAAGUAUCCAAUUUAUUAUCUUCUCUAUAUUUAAAGCGGUUAAUGAUUUGCUUUUCCUUGAUUAUAACAUACCUUUUUUACUUGCAAUGAUUACAGCUAUCCAAAAACUGUCGAACUGGAGGAAAUGGCUCGCAAAAUUAUCCAGGAGUUUCCAUAUUUGCAGAACUAUGCAGAAAACAGCGAAAUGGCAUUUUUUUCCAGAAAUAGUGGCAAAGGGCGUGGUCAGCCGCAUUCUGGUAUAAUCUACAAUCAUUUUAGAAAUUUAUGCCAUGGAAUACCAAAACAACAUAAAAAAUUUCCUCGUUCAUCCAACACAAUAACGGUUACAGAAGAAGUUGUCAGUAUAGCCAUAAACCUUGCAGUGAUGGAAGGAAUGCCUGAAAAUAUCACUUAUAUAAAAGAAGACAUGGUGAAGUGUUUGCCAUUACUACAAAAUUUGAUCGUUCGAAAAAAAAAAAACCAAAAUCAAUUUCGGAAACCUUACCGCACCUUCUCGGAUUUGGGGGUGAAAUAAUUGUUGACAUGUUUUCGAUAAUGAAUCCCUCAUACAAUAAACACGCAAACCUUAACAGUGUUUGUGCUAAGGGGCUACUGUUCAAGCCGACUAGCUUCGGUCGGGUCAAAGAUGGUAAUUUAAGAGGAGCUUUACGCAUCUGGCUAACCUUGAACUGUCAAGGAAUCAACCGUAAAAUUUAUGAUGGCGAUAUUGAGGAGCAGUUAGCGCAAGCAUUCAUCACAUGGACGGGAGAGGAUGCAAUGGCUACCCUUGAGAUGUUGGGAAGGUAUGAAGCCAUAUUCCUUACAACUGGAAAAUAUCCUCCAGCCCAGAUUCUGUGCCAAGCGAAACCAUUCGAUGUAGGGAAUUAUACGAUAUAUUUAAAUGGCAUCACAAUUAAGCCAUCCUUCCGUAGCCCAAGAUUUUACUUAAAUGCUGAUCAUCAAAAGCUCUGGUUUGGAUCCUACCUUAGCUACCAACUGCAGCUAUACGUCGAAGUUUUCUUCUCAACCACAAAUAAAACACAGACGCAGAAAACGCAGACCAACUUGGAGAAGUACAAUAAAACGAAAUGUGCCAAAUAUUGGCCGGAGAAUAUUAACGACUCGACACAGUAUGGAGAGCUGGGCAAUGCUUUUACUUCCGAUAGCUACUAUGCCGAUUAUAUAGUGCGAAAUUUGAAGGUGACAAAACGAUCUAUCAACUCAGCUGGCGAAGAUGUAGAAGACAAUCGAUACAUCUCUUAGUUCCACUAUCUGACCUGGAAGGAUUUUAUGGCAACGGAAGACCCACAAGGAAUCACCAAAUUCACCAAACGCAUCAAUUCAGAAUACUCAUUGCAGCGUGGCCCGAUAUUGGUUCAUUGCAGUGCUGGUGCUGGUCGAACCGGUAUUUUCGUGGCCCUCGAUACACUUUCACAGCAAUUGAACGAGGAAGGUCAGGUUUCCAUCUUCAACACAAUUUGUGAUAUGCGAUAUCAAAGAAAUUUUCUCGUUCAGUCACUG